This is a messenger RNA of Staurois parvus, 339 nucleotides long. NCBI's taxonomy places the organism in Eukaryota, Metazoa, Chordata, Amphibia, Anura, Ranidae. The record is from the annotation of a GenBank genome assembly.
CAGCAGUGCCCCCACCUGUGCCACUCUGCAGUGCCACCUACCUGUGCCCAGAAGUGCCACCUACCUGUGCCCAGCAGUGCCACCCCCCUGUGCCCACCCACCAGUGCUGCCCACCAGUGCCACCCACCAGUGCAGCCCAGCAGUGCUGCCAGUCAGUGCCGCCAUCAGUGCCGCCAGUCAGUGCCCAGCAGUGAUGCCAGUCAGUGCCGUCUAUCAGUACCCAUAAUCAGUGUCACCUAUCAGUGCUGCCUAUCAGUGCUGCAUAUCAGUGCCGCCUAUCCGUGACCCCUAAUUAGUGCUGUCUAUCAGUGCCGCCUAUCCGUGCCACCUCAUUAGUGC